Drosophila navojoa is the source of this 4453-nucleotide messenger RNA. It is a transcript of the gene timeout, whose product is annotated as circadian regulator timeout. The record is from RefSeq and is a predicted model, not a curated record. Gene Ontology annotation, biological process: replication fork arrest; DNA repair; entrainment of circadian clock. Gene Ontology annotation, cellular component: replication fork protection complex. NCBI's taxonomy places the organism in Eukaryota, Metazoa, Arthropoda, Insecta, Diptera, Drosophilidae. Gene Ontology annotation, molecular function: DNA binding.
AUGUCUGUGCUAUUGGCAGACAUAGAUGCCACCUGCGCUGCGCUGGGCGUCAGCGACGGCAAACGAUACCAAGCGGAGCCCGAUGCAGCAGACGGUUUAAAGCACUUGAUAUGGAUAUUGCGUCGCGAUCUGGACAAUCAUGAGUAUCGGCGGCACUUGGGACGCGCCAAGGUGCUGCAGACGGAUCUCGUUUAUAUGCUGCCCGAUUAUGUGCACGACGCGGAGCUAUCGGAUCUGUUGAUACGUUUGUUGGUCAUAUUGACCAAUCCGACAUUGCUGCUGUAUCGUGAUGGGCCGCCCAGUGACAAUCACGGGCGAAAAGUGUUCCUUGAACUCAUUGACAUUUUGCAGGGCUAUAAAGUAGCCUUUGCUAAGGAUAAAAUAUGGGCAGCCCUGUUUGAGAAGCUCAAACAAGCAUUGGAAAUUGCAUUCGCCAUACGCAGCGAGGAGCAGAAUUUGUUGAUUGAACGCAUCCUGGUCCUGGUGCGCAAUGUGCUCCAAGUGCCAGCCAACCCGGAGGCCGAGUGUCGAGCGGAUAACGAUGCCAGCUUGCAUGAUCAAGUCAUUUGGGCGUUGCAUCAAACGGGCAUGCUCGACCUGGUGCUCUUCAUAAUCUCCUCGCCAGAUGAGGAGCAAUUUCAUUUGCACGGACUCGAAAUCAUUUGCCUACUCUAUCGCGAACAGAGCGCCGAGUCCUUGGCGGAUGCUUCGCUGCAGCGCAGUCUUACCGAGAAGCAGCGAGAUCAGCAGGAGUUGCUCGCCGCCCGCCGUCGUGAGCAUGCUCGACGACAGGCCCGGCCGCCCCUCGGCCGGCAUUCCCGCUUCGGCGGCACCUAUGUCAUCCGUAAUAUGAAAUCCGUUUCCGAUCGGGACAUCAUUUGCCAUCAGCCGCUGCAGCGCGUUUCGGCUAUGGAUUUUGAUCGCGAGAAACAGGCGCAGAAGCGAUCGCAUCGCCACAUCAAGGAGGAGGCGCAGGUGACGCGGCGUAGCGCUUUUACUGUUAGACUGUGCCUGCGCGAAUAUUGCAUUGAGGUGCUGCGCUCCGCUUACAAUACGCUCGUGCGGCAGGUGCGACGUGUCCUGGAACGCAAUGCCGGCUCGUCGAGUCACGAUGACUCUUAUCUAUUGUGGGCCAUACGAUUUUUCAUGGAGUUCAAUCGUUUGAGUGGACUACAAUUGCAGCUAGUCAGUGAAUCGCUGAGCGUGCAAUGCUUCCACUGGGUACUGACACGCAUGCAACAUGACAUGGACAUGAUUCUGUGCGACAAGAAGCAGGCGCGUCUCUGGGCCAAGCGGCUGCAUGUGGCCCUUUUGACAUUCCGUGAAUUGCUGCAGAGCUUGCUGGCCCUGCAGAAGCUGAAGGAUGAUGACAACGCGCGUGGACUGUUCGAUAUGUUAUUGAACAACGUGUGCUAUGUGCUGGAGUAUAGGGAGACAAUACUGCAUUUGUUAAUGAACUACAAUGAGGCGCACAGCACAAAGGUAUUCCUGCGCGACGUGGUGGAUACGGCAAAUGUGUUUAUUAAAAUGAUGGAGCGCUUCUGUCAGGAUGCAGUCGUUGUUCAGGAUAAACGUCGUGGUAAAAAUAAGAAGAAGAAGAAGCAACAGACAUCCAACAAACCGUCCAAGUCAUCCAAACAGCCAACGGAGGAGGAGCUGGCCACCAAAUGGGCUGAAAUGGCAUCGGAGGUGAGUUUGCUGCUGGCCACAGAGCUGCAGUUGCCGGAGGAGCAGCAGCCGCUGCCCUUUGAUGCCACCUUGGAGAAGUCCAUCGACGAUCAACGCGAGGACUGCAUGAUGCGCAUAAAUAAAUUGCUGCGCAACGCUAAAUUGGAGUCGGCGAUUGCCCUGCUGCGUGCUGCCAGGGAAGUCUGGCCAGAGGAGGAUGUCUUUGGCUCAUAUACCGCCGCACCGGAGGAUGAAUUGUUGCUGCUACGCGAGAUUUUCAUGCACAACAUUACAACAGUUGAAGCCGCAGAUGAGCCGAACGAGAAUGAGAACGAGGACAAUGCCAGCGAGGAGGAUGUGGAGAACGAGGAGUUUGGCGAGCCAGAUAAUGGACUUACGGAGAAAACGUUCAAAUUUGAGGAUUUCGCUCGCAGACUGCUGCAUCCGAAGAUCGUGCGUGCCUGCACUAUCGUCCUGACGGACUGGGCCCAGAUACCGACGCGUGCGCUGAAGGCGGCUGUCACCAUAUUGCAUCGCAUCGCAUACGGAUGCUCCUGUCCGGGCAUGCUCUACCAGGCCAAGCUGUUUCGGAUCUUUCAACAAGUCUUCAGCGUGGAACGUGACGCCCAUCAGGAGGAGCUGCGCCGGCUGGGCAUCUAUGUGGUCCGCAAAUUUGUCGAAGUGGCACCAACUAAUCCAAAAAUCUAUGCAGAGUUAUUAUUUUACAAGACCGUACGGGAGGCCAACGAGCUCGAGACGGGCUAUUGUGAUGCCUAUGAAGCCGGCACCAAGGGCGCCUGGAGCGAGGAGCAGGAGAUGGAGCUGCGCUUCCUAUUCGAGGAGAAUCAACGGAAUCCCGAAACCGAUAAGGAUGUGAUUGAUUGGAUUCUGGACAAUUUGGUAGACAAGACACGCACACGACGCGGCGUGCUAAAGAAACUGAAGGAGCUGGGGCUGCUGUUCAAGGCGCCCACAAAGCGAUCGACGAAGGCGGCGCUGGGUGGCAAGAACCUGUGGCAGCCGGAGGAGGAUGAGGAGCUGAGCGGCCUAUACGAUCAGCAUCGCCUGGAGCCAGACUGCCUGCAGCGCAUUGUGGAUGCGUUUGGGGAGCGACGGAACAAGCAGCAGAUACUGAAGCGAAUGGUGCAGCUGCAUCUGAUUGCGGACAAGUCGGAGAUACUGCCAGCCAAGGCGAGCAAGGGCAAGGGCAAGCGAAAGCAAGCUAAACAGAAGGAGGGCGGCAAAAGUGACGAGGAGUCGGAGCAGGAGGAUUACAUGGAGGAGCCGACAUUUGGCGAGCCACUGCCUAGGUCAAAGGCCAAGUCCAAGUCCAAGCCACGGGCUCGUGUGCGCACGCCCUUGGAUGUAGGCACGGUGCGCGCUCUGAUCGCCCAGGUGGAUGCGGAGGCGCUGGACUGGCUCAGGGAGUGCCUGGAAGAUGCCAGCGAGGAUGCUGAAGAGGCGGGCGAGGACGACGACGGUGUGCCGCUGCUGCCGCUGCUCGAUAGCCAAAAGGCUGCCAUGGAGCAGGCAGACUUUCAGAAGGUACUCGUUGCCCUGGGCAUGCAGCCGCCCAUUGUGGGCAUGGAGAACUAUUGGCGCAUACCCAGCUAUCUCAAUGCGGCAGAUCUGAAGAUGCGCGCCAAGAUUGUAGCCGGCGAGGAGGUCGAGCCCGACAACGACAGCGAGGAGGAGUCCCAGCCAGCGGGCGACAGCGAGCAGGAGGAGGAGGAGGAGGAGGACUACUUGGAUAAGCGCAGCCGAGAGCGCCAGCAGGCGGCGGCUCAGAAUAUAUCAGUUCAGCAACAACAACAGCGCAAGCUGGACAGCCUGACGUUCAACAAAAGCGACGACGAGGCCGAGCAGCGCGAGCCGCCAGCAAGGGCCAAGGGCAAGCGCGCCAAGAAGGGCAAAGCGAAGGCUAAGCUGCAACAAAAGGACUCCUCGGACGAGGAGGAAGUCAAUGAAAUAGCGCGCAAAUUGGCACGCAGAAGGCGACAGCCUGAUGUGUCCAGCGAGGAGUCCGAUGCAGAGCAGGAGACACAACGGAUAGCUCAAACGGUGCGGGAGAAGGAGCAGGAGCAGGAGCAGAAGCUGGAGCUGGCUGGCAAGCCAAACACGGAUGAUUUAUUUGAACAAUUGAAAGCUAAACGCGCCACUAAAAUCAAAUUGAAGGAUAUGGUUCUCGAUGAGGCGAGCGAGCCGGCAACAGAUGGGCAGGAGCCGGACGAGCAGGAUGAUGCACUCGAGUUCAAUUCGGAGGGCUUUAGGGCGCGGCUGCUAGAGCUCGAAGAGGAGGAGCAAGGGCAGGAGCAAGAGCAGGAGCAAGAGCAGCCAGCCGAGUCGGAGCAUGACAAAGAGAAUGCCACAUUGCAGGCGAAUAACACAAUCAAGGCAAACUCCUCUGCCUCCGCCUCCGUGAGUGUCGCCUCGUCGUCCUUGCAGCGCACACGUCGUGCUAAUGUAAUUGACUCGGAUAGCGACAACGAUGAUGAUGCUGGCGCCAUGCCUGCUUACAAGACAAACAAACGCCCACGCAGCGACAAUGAGCAGGAGGAUGGACAACGACGCGAUGAGCCCGACACCGACGACGAGGAUAUCAAUUUUCUGGCACGCAAGAAGCCAGCCAGCACCGAGCCGGCCAAGCGACGUCGUCUGGCCAUCAUCGAUGACGACGACGACGACGAAUAAUGAUUUCUAGAAUGUAAUUAACUUAGAACUCUGAUUUUGCUAUUGAAUAAAUGUCACACUGCAGCUUGCAUAACGCGCUGCGAAUUAAUUGAAA